This is a messenger RNA of Aspergillus homomorphus CBS 101889, 1424 nucleotides long. RefSeq lists its product as uncharacterized. The transcript has 2 exons. The record is from RefSeq and is a predicted model, not a curated record. NCBI's taxonomy places the organism in Eukaryota, Fungi, Ascomycota, Eurotiomycetes, Eurotiales, Aspergillaceae. The coding region runs from base 1 to 1002 and encodes 333 amino acids.
AUGUCCGCCUCUUUAAUCUUAUCACAGUUCGCGGCCUUAGUAGCCCGCGCGGAAUCAAUGGAAAAGAAGCUUUCUCCGAGGAAAAUCCGACCAACCCGAGAUCAACUGAAUCAACUCCGUGAACAUAGGGACAAGCUGAGAACGACUUUAUCGAAACUUGACGCCGAAGUCACGAGCCUAAUACAGCCUGAUGAGGAAAUUGUCAAGCUCCUGGAUAGAAUUCGGUCGGGGAAAAAUUCCUUGGCGUCUAUCUCAACAGCCCUUUCAAGGAAUCUGAUCUUGAUCUUUACUGGUCCCAAGGACUCUAGUCUGGACUCAGUACAGGUGACAGCGAGUAAAAAGCACACUCGAAAAAGGUGCCUGAAAUUAAGGAGCCAACAUCCCCAUGUUACAUUGAAGUGGGCACAAGCUCUUCCACCGUCGACUUGGAAGUCAAGAGGAAUGACCGAUGGUGCUUUCGAUUACCUUCUGGAAGCGCUGGAAGCGGAGCGAUUGGAUAGCGUUCUACCAAUGGUACAUAAUAUUUUGCAAUCCUUGGAAAAGGAAGAGCCGUUGAAUUCGUGUGAUGCAUUCAAAUCAUUCGUGUCAGAAAUUUUGAACACAACCACGGCGGAUGAAAGCAGAAACACUUCGAAUAUAAGCCAACAAAAGAAAAGGUCUAUUGCAACAGACACUACACAUGGUGCUCCGCCUAGGAAGAUCCUAUGCACAGAAGCGCGGUUCCAAGAAAUCGAUUAUAAGGGGUCGUCAAUGCCGACAAGUAAGCUGCCGCUUUUGAUUGACAGGCUUUCGACGGCAAUAAAGAGCAGUGAGCAGUGGAAAUGGGAACGCAGAAUAUUCUUGGAGAAUAGUGGAAUGUUGGAAGCGAAUAUGGUGGACAGAACGGAUUGUUUGAAUUUCUUCGUUCCCAAAGAUCGAAAUCACGACAUCUCCAUCACUCUAACAGUCGGCCACGAAGUUGGACUAGAGGUGAUUGGUGAGGUGGAAGCUAUUGACUUGUGAAAGUCACAGUUGCUCCUAUCACACGAACUCGGCACCCAGGAGGCACUGUCGCUGUUUCUUCCUUUGAAGGGUCGUUUUCCCAGACUGGAGGAGAAUCAUAGUCCACCUUCGGAUCAUAAAUCAUUAUGGAUUUGCCUUUUCCAGUGAUUUUCCUAGCAUAGUCCGCCUCUCGAAAUAAUUUGAAGCCUUUUAUGUCGUACAAAACGUCGUCCUCCGCGGUAGUCCCAAUGCCAUCAGACAUUUCCCAAACGACAAUGGCGAAAGUUGUUGGUAAUCGAGGGAACCCAGAAUCGAUAUUGCGAGUCUUAGAAGGAGUGACUGGGGAAGAAAGGUAGCCAACUUACUGUCAGCAUACUCAAAGCGAAGAUAUGAGGGAAGUUACCUCUGGCCUUUCUCCUCGCGCCCGCAUCCAAGGACGUGAA